UUUCCUUUCUCUCCCCUAAAAUCUACUAAACAGAUUUCUAAAAGUAAGCAGAAUGAACACCUCAUCAAGAUGCUACUUAGAGCUGGUGCAUGUGUCAAUGCUCAAGAUGAUUCAGGACGGACUGCCCUCCACUAUGCUUGUGAAAUGAAGAAUCAAUCCAUCAUUCCAUUAUUAGUUGAAGCAGGUGCUGACCUUUCCAUAAAGGACAAGGAUGGAGAGACUCCAUUGGACAUGGCAAGAAGAUUAAAGUUCCUCAACAUAGAACAUAUAUUAAAGAAGGAUUCCUAGAUCGCUGCAUCAGACAUUGUCAGAAAAGCUUCAACCCAUGGGGCCAAUUCAUUGUGAUAAGUGUAAUUCCUUUUACAAUUUCAAGUGACAUCAAGCAGCCAAUAAGCUUAUGCAAAAGAAAACCAUGGGUAUCAUGGGUGAUGAAUUCAAAAUGAUAGCGGUUAAUUUUGUAAGCAUCCAAAUAUUAUUUUUAUUUUCAUGAUCAUUUUCUUGCUAAAGUGCAAAGUUUGCAAGAGUAUAAGUCAGUGUUUUUUCAAACCUGCCAACUUUAAGAUGUGUGGACUUCAAUUCCCAGAAUUCCCCAGCUAGUUGAAAUCUGCACAGUGGUUAUGAAUUUGAAAAUCAUUGAGACAUAUUAUUAGGUCAUAUUAUUGAUUUCAUUGGUAUUACAUUGUGCUAUUUAUAUGUGUUGUAAUCCAAAACAGAUUUAGCAAUAAAGAUCUGUUGUAAAUUGA
Notechis scutatus (mainland tiger snake) is the source of this 743-nucleotide messenger RNA. The record is from RefSeq and is a predicted model, not a curated record. Lineage: Eukaryota; Metazoa; Chordata; Lepidosauria; Squamata; Elapidae.